Molecule: messenger RNA, 1253 nt
Organism: Amyelois transitella
Lineage: Eukaryota; Metazoa; Arthropoda; Insecta; Lepidoptera; Pyralidae
Gene: Pef
Product: peflin
Exons: 5
Coding region: 266-880 (204 amino acids)
Biological process (GO): COPII vesicle coat assembly
Molecular function (GO): calcium ion binding
Source: RefSeq, a predicted model, not a curated record
UCAGCCAGUAAGGCUUGCUGAAUAACGAAUUAUGUAAAAGGGGUCUAAAUUCCUGUCUAAAUGUGUACAGCUAAUUUGAUUAGUCUAGCGUGCUUGUGUUUUAACAUCUGUGGGAUUCACGGAAAUAAAUAAUUUUCGACCUGUACUACGUAGCCUUAAAAUAAUAUAAACUUGUUUUUCAAAAGCUUUUAAAUAAUAUUACGUGUUUUAUGAAAGUUAAGCUCGUUGUUGUAAACCCGCAAAGGAUAAAGCCGAAUAUUUUGCGAUGGCAUAUAAUCCCGGCUAUGGACAACCAGGAUAUGGUGGCCCACCACCCGGAGAACAACUGGAAAUGGGACAUGGUCCUUACCCGAGUAUAGGGACCGGGGGAGGGAUCUCGCCGCAAGUUCACCAGUGGUUCCGAGCUGUGGAUAAAGAUCAGUCGGGAUUCAUUACCUCCAACGAAUUAAAAAUAGCGUUGGUAAACGCUCAGGGGCAAUCAUUUUCGGACACUGCUUGUAAUUUGAUGAUAGGAAUGUUUGACAAAGAUCGUUCAGGAACCAUCAAUCUUGAUGAAUUCGAUAAAUUAUACACUUACAUAAAUCAAUGGCUUGCAGUUUUCAAAACGUACGACGUUGAUCAAUCUGGACACAUUGACGAACAGGAGCUCUCGAAAGCUUUAUCACAAAUGGGAUUUCGAUUCACACCGGACUUCAUAAACUUUUUAUCAAAAAGAAGCGAUCCAAGAGACGGAAAAAUAUCAGUAGAUCAGUUUAUUGUUUUGUGCGUGCAAAUACAACGCUUUACGGAAGCUUUUAGAGUGCGUGAUACGCAGCAAAAUGGAACUGUGACUAUUGGUUUUGAAGACUUUCUUAACAUUGCUCUUAGCUGCUCUAUAUAGAUCCAAACAAUUAAUGGAGCAUUUAAAAUGAAUCUCUGACCAUUCCAUUAUUGCUAUCAAUAAAAGCACAGAAAAACAGUCUUGUGGCUUUUGACAAAUAUUCUGGAUCAAGGUUAAAAAAAAAACAAAAGUUUGCUAGUUUAAAUUGUAUUGGGGGUCAAAGAAGAUAGCCAUGUUGCUUACAUACCUCUUAUCGGAAUAACUCUGGAUAAGAGUACUGGAAUAAAGCAGUGUGUUCACGUGGUAUGCCUACAUGUACAGUAGGAAGACACUGGAAUAAUGACCGGCGAUGACCGCUAUAUCUACCAAUUUAAUUUUCUUACAAAUAUUACAAUUCCAUGGGAUAUGACGACAGAAAUAAAAUUGUCUGAAA